Molecule: messenger RNA, 3823 nt
Organism: Copidosoma floridanum
Lineage: Eukaryota; Metazoa; Arthropoda; Insecta; Hymenoptera; Encyrtidae
Gene: Toll-6
Product: Toll-like receptor 6
Biological process (GO): signal transduction
Molecular function (GO): protein binding
Source: RefSeq, a predicted model, not a curated record
AUGAAACUCGCCCUCGUCGCGCUGGUCGUUGUCUGCGUGUCGGCGACGACGGCCAGUGGCAGUGGUAGCACAGUGCCAACAGUACCGGGAGCGCCUUCGGUCAGAGUGACGCAGCACUGCAGGUGGGAGUCACCACAGCAGCCGCAACAACAGCAGACGAGCGAGGGUAGUCUCGUGUGUCUCCAGAGGGAGCCGGCCCUUUUGCCGGCUCAGCGGGUCAACUUUAGCGAGAUACCCGGCGACGCUUUGACGUCGCUAACUGUGGUGUGCCUCGACGGUGAGGAUGACAUUGGCGACGAGGGAGCCGAGGAGAAGAGAUACCAGGCCAAGGAGGACAGGCGGAGUAGCUUGAGCAUCGAGGAGCUCGGGCACCUCUGGCGUCUGAGGGCCGUCCGCGUCCUCGGCUGUAGGCUGGGAAAGCUCGCCGCGAGGGCGCUCACCGGACUGCGAGAUCUCCGCAACUUGACCAUCCGCACGGACGCCGGUCAGGUCAGCGCGGUCGACCCACGCCGCCAGCGGACCAAGCUGGCGCCCCUGGAACUCGAGGGCUCGGCUUUUGAAGCGGGGGCGCAGCUGGAGAAGCUCGACCUGUCCUUCAACAACGUCUGGCAGGUACCCAGGCACGUCUUUUGUCCGCUCGCCAAUCUGGUCACGCUCAACCUGUCAAACAACCUCCUGGAGGAUCUAGGUGAGCUUGACUUUGGCCAGUACAACCAGCAGGAGAGCAGAAAGCCCCGGAGACUGGACUACUCUCAGCAACAGCAGCAGGGAUGCCCGUUGGACCUGCGCACCUUGGACGUGUCGCUGAACCGCGUGUCGACCCUGGGCUCCCGGGUCUUUUCGUCCCUGAGGCGAUUGUCGGCGCUCAACCUGGCCGGCAACGGGAUAGCCGUGGUCGCCGACGAGGCCUUCUACGGACUGCGUUCCCUGCGCAGCCUGGACCUCUCGGACAACAGGAUCGUGGCCCUCCCGGCCGAUGUCUUCCGGGAUGCAGCCACGUCCCUCAAAGAACUCAAACUUCAGAACAACUCGCUGGCCGUGCUCGCGCCCAACCUCAUGGCCAACAUGCAACAGCUGGUCGCGCUCGACCUGUCGAGGAACGUUCUGACCAGCUCGGGGAUGGACUCGGGCACGUUUGCCGGCCUCAUCCGCCUGAUCGUGCUCGACUUGUCCUUCAACCAGCUGACCCACGUAAACGAACUCAUGUUCAAGGACCUGUACACCCUGCAGAUCCUAAGUUUGAAAUUCAACGAGCUGACAGACAUACCAGCCGACACCUUCGCUCCUAUGAGUAACCUGCACACGCUCGAGCUCUCGCACAACAGACUGAAGCGCUUGGACGCCCAGUCGCUCAAUGGGCUGUUUGCCCUGUCCCUACUGGCGUUGAAUUACAAUCUCAUCGAGGGCAUACACCCCGACGCCUUCAAGAAUUGUUCCAGCAUCCAAGAUCUCCAGUUGUCCGGGAACAGCCUGGACGUCGUUCCAGGUGCCCUUCGGGACAUGGGUAUCCUGAAGAUGCUGGAUCUCGGCGAGAACCGCAUCUCGAGCCUGGAGAGGGCCAACUUUGAAGGUUUGAGCGGCCUGUACGGGCUCCGACUGAUGAACAACGCGAUCGGCAACGUGACGCGCGACGUACUGGCCGAAAUGCCGGCCCUGCAGAUACUCAACUUGGCCAAAAACAAGAUCGAAUACUUGGACCCUGUGGCGUUCCGCGGUAAUCCGAUGCUCCAGGCCAUCAGACUCGACUCGAACCUCCUCUCGGACAUAGACGGCGUUUUCGCCGGCAUCACUAGUCUACUCUGGCUCAACGUGUCGGACAACAGCAUCGAAAAGUUCGACUACAACUACCUGCCGGCCCAACUCCAGUGGUUGGACGUUCACAAGAACGCCAUAACCGAUCUGGGCACAGCCAGCGCCGGGGCCUCGCGGCUGCAAACCCUCGACGCUUCCUUCAACCGGCUGACCAAACUGAGCCCCCGCUCGGUGCCCGACUCCAUAGAACUGCUCUUCUUGAACGACAACCAGAUAAGCGCCCUCGAGCCCCAAACGUUCGCCACCAAGCGCAAUUUAACGCGCGUCGACCUCUACGCCAACCAGAUAGUCCGCAUGGAGCUGUCGGCCCUGCAACUGGAGCCCGUAGCCUCCGAGAGGCCACUGCCCGAGUUCUACAUCGGCGGCAAUCCUUUUGUCUGCGACUGCACGACCGAGUGGCUGCAACGCAUCAACCAUCUGGCUCUCCGCCAGCACCCACGGGUCAUGGAUCUCGAGGCGGUCUAUUGCCGUCUGCCGUACGACCGCAAGCGAUCCUUCGUGCCCCUGCUCGAGGCCAGGCCCUCCCAGUUCCUCUGCGUCUACGUGGCCCACUGCUUCGCCCUGUGCCACUGCUGCGACUUUGACGCGUGCGACUGCGAGAUGACCUGCCCCAACAACUGCACCUGCUACCACGACGAGUCCUGGUCGGCCAACGUGGUCGACUGCUCGAGCGCGGGGUACAAGAAGCUGCCCGGCCGCGUGCCCAUGGACGCGACCGAGCUCUACCUCGACGGCAACGACCUCGGCGAGCUGACCUCGCACUCGUUCAUCGGCCGCAAGAACCUCGAGAUCUUGUACGCCAACGACAGCAGCGUCACGUCCAUUCGCAACUUCACCUUCAGCGGCCUCAAGCGGCUGGCCGUGCUGCACCUCGAGAACAACCGCAUCGAGGCCCUCCAUGGCAUGGAACUCGCCCCGCUCGAGUCCCUCAGGGAGCUCUACUUGCAGCACAACCGGCUAGUCCACAUCGAUAACGCGACCUUCCAGCCGCUCCGCGGCCUCGAGAUCUUGCGCCUCGACGGCAACCGGCUGACCAGCUUCGCCCUGUGGGAGCUGGGUCGCAACCCCUACCUCAUCGACAUCAGCCUCGCGGGCAAUCCCUGGCGCUGCGAGUGCGCCUACCUCGAGCGCGUCCACGAGUGGCUGGGCCCCAACAGGGACAAGGUCAAUGAUUGGAGUCGCGCCACGUGCAGCCUCGGCCUGCCCCUGCUGCAAUUGGCCGCCAACGGGUCGACUUGCGCCGCCCUGAGCAGCGUCGGCUCGGUACUCUUCGAGACGAACCGACCGUUGUCCGAGCUCUACCUGCCGCUACUGCUGCUCCUGGCUACGUGCCUACUGCUGGGGGUACUUGUGGCGGGGCUACUGUGCGCGGGACUCAAGCACCGCCGGGCCCUAAGGACUUGGGCGGUGAGCCGGUGCGGGUUGCGCGCCUGUCACAAGACCGCGGCCUUCGAGGAGCGGGAGAAGCCGUUCGACGCGUACAUCUCGUACUCGGCGGUGGACGAGGCGUUCGUGUCCCGGGUGCUGGUGCCCGGCUUGGAGACGAGUUACCGGCUGUGCCUGCACUACAGGGACCUCGGGGCCGGGGCGAGCGUGGCCGAGGCAGUGGCCGAGGCGGCCGACUCCUCGAAGCGGACCAUACUCGUGCUGUCGCGCAACUUUUUGCACGGCGAGUGGUCGAGGUUCGAGUUCAAGGCCGCGCUGAGGGAGGCGCUCAAGGGCCGGGGCAGGAAUGUCAUUUUGCUACUCGUCGGGGGCGUGUGUCCGCGCGACCUGGACGGCGACCUGAAGAAACGAAUCGCCGCCCACACCGUGCUCGUCUGGGGCGACAAGCUCUUUUGGCAGAAGUUGCGCUUCGCCAUGCCUGAGGUGCCCCCCGUCCCGCCGAUGCUCGAGAGGCCACCCUCGCUGCCCACGCCGCCGCCACCGCCCCAACACCUGUGGGCGUGAGACACGUGCAGACGGUGCACGAGGUGAGUUGCCGUACAUCAAUGUCCAAGUGUAUUCAUAA